AUGUCUACGCAACAGGAGAGGAUAGAAGCGAACAGGCGAAGAGCUUUAGAAAGGCUUAAAAGGCGAGGUUUAAUACGACCGGACCAGGCACGAAAGAUUGAGGAUCGAAAUGAAAAACGCCCGAGUAAAAUUCGUCGAGAACUGCAACCAGAAAGUGACUCACAAGAUGUCCCGGUAGAUUUAACGCUGGCAAGAGUCGAAAGAGCCAAGAAAGUUGCUGAAAAAAGGACGAUAGCCCAAGAAAGGCUGGAAAGUAGUGAGAGUAAUUUACGAGAUGCGUCUGGUAAUGAAAACCGGGCCAUGCAACAGAGUGGGAAGCGACCACUCGACCGGAUUAGACCUACAAUUCGUAGGGAAGACUACAUCGAGUACGAUUUUGCAACUAUGAAAAACUCUUACGGUGGGUUCAUCAACGUCGAAGAAACCGAGGAUGGGUGGGAGAACAAAAAGCAGCGGUCACUUGAAGAGUGGCAGAGGGAACAGAAAGAAAGACGUGCGCUGUACGAAAACGCUCCUCCUCCCGAGCAUCCUUCUUUGGCUCCGAGAUGCGUUGAAUGUAAUAUCAAUACGGAGCUUGAUCCACUGCUGCACGACGUAUUCAAACUCCAAAUAUGCAAGACGUGCGCGAAAAACAAGCCCGAGAAAUUUGCGUUGUUGACGAAAACCGAGUGUAAAGAGGACUAUUUUCUGACAGAUCCCGAGCUUAACGAUUCAACUCUUUUCUAUAGACUCGAGAAACCGAAUCCACAUUCUGGGACGUUCGCACGGAUGCAGCUAUUUGUGAGGUGCCAAAUCGAGGAGUUCGCGUUUAAGAAAUGGGGAGGAGAAGAGGGACUUGAUAAAGAAUGGCAGCGUCGCGAAGAGGGUAAAGCUCAAAGGCGAGAAAAGAAGUAUAUCAUGAAAAUGAAGGAAAUGCGUAAGAAAACGAGAGCUCAAGAGUACACGAGAAAUAUGCUAAAGAGAAAGCAUGGCGAAGAACACGUUCAUGAGUUUUCAGCCCCAAUUGAUGGUGGCGUUAAUGAAGACGGCUUUCGAGUGACCAAGAGAAGAUGUAUAACUUGUGGCUUGGAGACUGAAGAGAUUGUAAUAUGA
This is a messenger RNA of Lachancea mirantina, 1092 nucleotides long. The record is from the annotation of a GenBank genome assembly. Lineage: Eukaryota; Fungi; Ascomycota; Saccharomycetes; Saccharomycetales; Saccharomycetaceae.